This is a messenger RNA of Aspergillus alliaceus, 2106 nucleotides long. Its product is annotated as coenzyme A transporter. The record is from RefSeq and is a predicted model, not a curated record. Lineage: Eukaryota; Fungi; Ascomycota; Eurotiomycetes; Eurotiales; Aspergillaceae. Gene Ontology annotation, cellular component: mitochondrial inner membrane. Gene Ontology annotation, biological process: transmembrane transport. The transcript has 2 exons. The coding region runs from base 507 to 1814 and encodes 435 amino acids.
UCGAAAUAUUAUAGAGACAAUAAUAGUACAUACAUAUAUACCAUACCUACCUCCUACCUACUACUCCAGCAUAUCCUUUCAUCAGCGUGACAAAUCCUGAGGCCACCGUUGGCCACCCGCGGGUCAUGUGACGGUCCAGCAGCCGCCACUCGGUUAUCGUCGCGUAUUAAGACCGUACGCAGGCCGUCACUGAAGGGUGACGGGUGGUAUCGGCACGUCAGCGGCGUAACGUCACUUCCGCCGAGUUGGUUUCCGCUUUCCAGCCGGAGUCAGAAUGCGAUCGUGGGUUUUUCUACCAGAUAAUAUAUUGCAUAUUACCCGUCAUUUGACUUCAACCGUUUCGGACAUUAUCCCCUUUCUGCGUGGAGAAGACCCCAUCUUAUCUUUGUUUCGGAAUCCUCAAAUGUCCAUGGCAUUGAGUACUACUUCCGAUAGCCCGUGACCUUGACGUCGGAUUCUCCUCACCACCAUCCAACCGGGCUUCCUGCUUGGAUCUGACUCUGCUCAUGUCUGCUGUCGCCCCGGAACAUGCGCAUGGUUCUUCACCUUUCAAACCCGGAAGUCCUCAACCUUAUCGCAUAAUAACGGACACCGUCCCGCACUCACACCCUCAGAUGGAACAAGUCGCAGAUUCAAGACCAGCACGAGGGCAAGCGACUGGUGAUGUAAGUCGGAAUGCAGGUGUAGCCACAACACAAAUGACCACUGUCGACAAUGGUUCACUAUCAGGGUACAAAAAAGAAGGCCCUGGAGGCCCGGAACAGGUGACUACACGGAGCAUGGAUUAUAUCUUAAGGAGUGGGCUUGCGGGGGGUUUGGCGGGGUGUACGGCUAAAACAGUGGUCGCGCCGCUCGACCGCGUUAAGAUCCUCUUUCAGGCAUCGAAUCCCCAGUUUGCCAAGUAUACAGGCAGUUGGUUUGGGUUGUUGUCUGCGAUUCGGGAUAUAAGACGCCACGAAGGGCCGAGGGGCCUAUUUAAAGGCCAUUCUGCAACACUUCUCCGCAUUUUCCCUUAUGCUGCCAUUAAAUUCCUCGCAUACGAACAGAUCCGAGCGGUGAUAAUCCCGUCGCGGGAUAAGGAAACACCAUUCCGCCGAUUGAUCUCUGGAAGCUUAGCGGGGAUCACGUCGGUCUUUUUUACGUAUCCUCUAGAGUUGAUUCGAGUACGAUUAGCGUUUGAAACUAAGCGAUCUUCUCGCUCCUCCAUAACGGGCAUCUUCCGACAGAUCUACCGCGAGCGGGUGUCGCCGCCUUCCGCACCAAGUGUAUUGUCGUCUAGCUCGUCGGCGUCAACCUCAGCUGCUGCCACUGCCACGGCCGAGGUUUCUUCUGCUGUGAACAAGGUCGUCCCUAGUUCCGGUCUUGCCAACUUUUAUCGUGGCUUUGCGCCUACCCUUCUGGGAAUGCUUCCGUAUGCAGGAAUUUCGUUCCUUACACAUGACACCGUUGGUGACUGGCUUCGGUCGCCGGCGCUUUCGCAAUACACAACCAUUCCAGGGUCCGAAUCACAGGCUAAGGGAUCCCACCGCUCCAAAUUGACGGCCGCGGCGGAACUGUUCUCUGGGGCCGUUGCCGGUCUUGUUGCUCAGACUUCAUCGUACCCGCUAGAAGUGAUCCGGCGGAGAGUUCAAGUAGGAGGAGUAGUAGGCGAUGGCCAUCGUCUAGGAAUAGCCGAGACGGCCCGCACGAUCUGGCUAGAGAAAGGCUUCCGGGGGUUCUGGGUUGGCCUGACUAUUGGAUAUGUUAAGGUUAUUCCCAUGGCAGCCACGGGUUUCUUCGUCUAUGAACGGAUGAAGUGGACUUUGGGAAUAUGAAAAUCCUUAGGUAUUCGCUUGAAUAUUUCCUCAUUUCUCUUCAGCUUUUCUACUUGAGUAACGGGAGACAUUAUCCCACCCGGCCCCCAUUUCUAUCCUAUUUAUCUUCUCACCCCCCAUUUCCAUUUUACCCAGAUACAGGGAUUUUGGCGUCGUUUGGUUGUCAUGGUUGACAUUGUUCAUACCCAUUCUUUACAUGAUAAGGCAAGAAUUGCCUCUGGUACUGUACAUAGGCACAUGGUUUGACUUUUGUGCAUUGGUAGGAGUGUCUUAUAAACGAUAUAUAUGUAUC